This is a messenger RNA of Hyaloscypha bicolor E, 1874 nucleotides long. RefSeq names its product MFS general substrate transporter. The transcript has 14 exons. The coding region runs from base 152 to 1663 and encodes 503 amino acids. The record is from RefSeq and is a predicted model, not a curated record. Lineage: Eukaryota; Fungi; Ascomycota; Leotiomycetes; Helotiales; Hyaloscyphaceae. Gene Ontology annotation, molecular function: transmembrane transporter activity. Gene Ontology annotation, biological process: transmembrane transport.
GUCGAAUAUAAAAUAAUGCAUGGCCACUUGGCCUCCUGUGCGCCUCAAACGAUAAUUUACUGGACAAUCUGCUGCUUACAAUUUUCAACAAUCCAUUUCGUAGGAACUUUUCAACAAAUUUUAGACGUUUUAAAGCGUUACAUAUCAAAAGAUGGAAGAGUCAACGAUUAGCAACUGUGGAAAUGAGAAAGCUGAUGACCACACAUCAGAAUCUCAAAAUGAAGCUUCAGUUGACACCACCGAAUAUCCAGCAAAGUUCAAGUUGAUCAUGAUCGUGGUGGCUCUUAUGUUGAGCAUGUUUCUGGCAUCUCUGGACAUGACGAUUCUCUCUACCGCAAUUCCACGAAUCACGAGUGACUUUAACUCACUCGGUGAUAUAGGAUGGUAUGCGUCCACCUUCUUCCUGGCCGUGGCGUCAUUCCAAUCCACCUGGGGCAAAACAUACAAAUACUUCCCUCUCAAACCCGUGUUCCUCAUUAGUAUUGGAAUAUUCGAACUUGGGAGCCUGAUAUGUGGGGUGUCCCCAAAUAGUGUGACGUUAAUUGUUGGCCGAGCUAUCACAGGGUUGGGCGCAGCUGGCAUUCUCAGUGGCUGCUACACGAUAAUCGCAUUUUCUGUGCCUCCAAUGAUGCGGCCGGCAUUACUGGUAUCAUGGCGAUGGUGCUUCUACAUCAAUCUCCCGAUCGGCGGCAUCUCCGCAGCAAUCAUCCUUCUCUUCUUCAAAACACCAAAGGGGGGAAUCACGGCGAAUGACACUGGCCUUCGCGAGAAAAUACUUCAGAUGGACCUCUUCGGCGCAGGCCUGAUCAUGGCAGCAGUUAUCUGCUACAUCCUGGCUGUACAGGAUGGUGGAGUAACAAGACCUUGGAAUUCAUCAGUGGUGAUUGGACUACUCGUUGGCUUUGUACUCAUCACGAUUACCUUCGGCAUUGUCGAAUACUUUCAGAAGGAUCGAGCUCUCCUUCUACCACGGCUUAUGGAAGACCGCACAAUGCUGGUUUGCUGCGCUUUUACUGCAUUGCUUGGCGGAUCAUUUUUUGUCCUGCUAUACUACCUCCCUCUAUACUUUCAAUCCGUUCAAGGUGUCUCGGCGUCAGAGAGUGGUGUUCGAAACUUGCCUCUUAUCCUUUCUAUGACCCUUUUAAUAAUUGUUUCCGGUGGUUUUCUCACUGCAUUUGGCCACUUCACUCCAUUCUUGAUACUGGGUGCUGUCAUUACAUCCGUGGGUGGGGGACUGCUUUACACUCUCGACAUUGGAUCUCCAUCUUCUCACUGGAUCGGAUACCAGAUUCUUGCCGGCAUCGGACUUGGGAUUUGUUUCCAGACCCCAAUUAUGGUCGGACAGGCGCUUGCGGAAGCUGAGGACGUUGCAACUGUUACAGCAAUACUCAUGUUUGUUCAAACGAUUGGCGGUGCACUGCUCAUCUCCGCUGCACAGGCCGCUUUUGUUAAUACAUUCGUUUCACAGAUAAAGUUGAAUUCUCCUGGCAUAAAUCCUGCUCUUGUUAUGGCAGCAGGAGCUACAGGGCUGUUGGUAUCGUAUAUGGCUGCUCUUAGAGUUGCAUAUGCAAUUUCUAUUGCUACUGGUGGAGCUGCAGCGCUGGUUGCGCUAUUUGCUCCCUGGACGAGCAUCAAGGGCAAAGUCAAGAUAGGAGUUGCUUGACUUAAGAUGUUGACAUUAGAUUCGAGAGAAGGAGUUAAUAGCAGAAGGAAAACUUAUGUACUGCUUGGGCAAUGGAAAUUGAAGCCUCUGGUUCUGAUCUUAGUGGGGAAGACGGGAGAUUGUACUAAAAUCUGCUGCUUAUAUAGUGGAGUUCCGUUGCGAUAGAGACAUAGAUGAAUCUGGGACAAAUCGCAGCCGCUUCAGAAUUGGC